AUGGACGCACAGCCCCUCACCACCUCGCAGCUCGCCAUUCGCACGAAACAAUCUCUGGACCCGUCCAACCACGGUCACGGUGCACCUUCAACGCCGCGGGGGCCCGGGUUGAUGAUCCUUCCCGUGGAACUCCUGUCCGAGAUCUGCCGCCUCCUCUGCUUGCACUGCUACGCCGAGCACGACGCAGAGGCCGCGUUUGCGCCGCCCAAGCGUGACGAGCAGGUCGCCCUGCGAAGCCUGUGCCUGACAUGCAGGCUGUUGCGGACGGUCGCCCAACCGUUCCUGUUCCACGCCCUCGCCACGUCGCGGCGCGACACCCUUGGCUUGUUCGUUCGGUCCCUGCUGGACCGCGCCGACCUGAGACCGAGCGUCUUCCAGGUUGUCGUAACUCAGUCGCCUCAAGAUCGCAGCCCGGUCUACCCGCGCACUGGCCCCGUCAUCGAAGAAGUCAUGGACCGCCUGCGUGCCGGGGCGUGGCCGCCAUUCUGGUGUGACCUGAUCUCGGAAUCGGAAGCCGUCAGGGAAUACUUGUUGGAACCGCUGCGCAGGCUCAGGAAGAUGAAGCUAUCACGACGCAAGCAAUCAAGCCGGUGGAUCCUAAUCUCGGUCGAGCCUCCGGCUCCGGCCUACCAAAUCUAG
Messenger RNA from Thermothielavioides terrestris NRRL 8126, 639 nucleotides. RefSeq lists its product as uncharacterized. The record is from RefSeq and is a predicted model, not a curated record. The transcript is spliced from 3 exons. Bases 1 to 639 code for a protein of 212 amino acids. Lineage: Eukaryota; Fungi; Ascomycota; Sordariomycetes; Sordariales; Chaetomiaceae.